AUGGCAAUGCCAAACGAUUCUGGUGAUUUAACGGUUUGCUCAAUUUGCUUACAGAUAUUCACUGUACCGAAAUAUCUACCAUGUCUUCAUACUUUCUGUGAACAGUGUCUGCAAAGCUGGAUAGAAUCACAGGUAUCAAGGACAGGCAGUAAUAUACGAAAUGUUGUGUUUAUGUGUCCAAUAUGUCGUACCCUGACAAACCUUCCGGGUAGUGCCAACAAGAGAGACAAAUGGGCUAGUACUUUCCCCAGUAACCACAUCAUUGUAUCGCUGAUCGAUAAGUCGAUGAUUGAAAGGCGAAAGAAAUCAUGUGAUUCGUGUACCGAAAUGAAGAAAAGCGUUCCUGCCAACCACUGGUGUGUUCAGUGCUCGGAGGCUUAUUGUGACCAGUGCACACAUGUACAUCAAGCAAUGAAAGCUACAAGAAAACAUAAAGUGGUUGGUUUACAGGACGUUCUCAGCGAUUUAAAGUGUCUUUCGUCUGAUGAAAUGUGUAAUGAGCACGCAGAGGAAGUGAUCAAGCUAUACUGCGUAGACCAUGACCAACCAUGUUGUACAAUAUGCGGUGCGACAUCCCAUCGGAAGUGCAACAAUGUUCUAGAACUAUCCGAAGCUUCUAACAAUGUUAGAAACAAACAAGAGUUUUCGGACCUGUUGACGAACCUAACAGAGUGUGAAAGGGAGAUUAGCAAAACAUCGAAAUCUCUUCAAGAAAAUCUGACACAAUUGAACGUUGAAAAACUGAAUGUAGAAAGAUCUGCAAAAGAAUUAGCAGAUACUGUAGUUAAUCAUACGAAGGCUUUGCUCAACCGUUUUCUAAAACAGUUAUCUGAGGCACACACAAAUGCAAUGGAUGAAUUAAAAAACAAUGCCGAAAAAUGUGAUCUUCAACAGAAAGUGAUCAGCAAUUCCAGGCAAAUCCUGGAGAAAUCCAGGGAGCACAGUGCAGACACCGAAUUGUUUCUCCUAAUGAAACGAACGGAGACAAAACGUAAAGACAGUAAAACGUUUAUUGAAGAUGAAAUGCCGAAGAUGACUCUUAAACAUGUAAGACAUACUUUCUCAGAUUCACUUCAAACCUUCAAAAAUGCGAAAUCCUUUGGUGGAGUUAAAUUUUCAAAUUCCCGAGGGGUUACUGAGCCUACAGAUGGACGGUCGCUACCACGCCGCAAACCAAAUGUAUUCAUUUUUUCAUAG
This is a messenger RNA of Ylistrum balloti, 1197 nucleotides long. Its product is annotated as E3 ubiquitin-protein ligase TRIM56-like. Gene Ontology annotation, molecular function: zinc ion binding. Bases 1 to 1197 code for a protein of 398 amino acids. The transcript has a single exon. The record is from RefSeq and is a predicted model, not a curated record. NCBI's taxonomy places the organism in Eukaryota, Metazoa, Mollusca, Bivalvia, Pectinida, Pectinidae.